CCCAGGAGACUGGCUGGAAUCAGUUUUGGAGGGUGAUGCACCGCGACAGCUAAAAGUUGGAUAGGGUUUCAGCAGCUCCUAUAUAAAGCAGGGGGGGACUUAUGUCACUGCACUAAUUAAAUUCCAUCUGGGUUGUUCCUCAGGGUGUUUUUGAGCCUGGCACCCAACUCAAGCAGGCAGAGAGGCCGAGGGACAGCAUGAUGAUGGACCUUUUUGAAACUGGCUCCUAUUUCUUCUACUUGGACGGGGAGAAUGGAGCCCUGCAGCAGCUGGAGAUGGCCGAGGGAUCCCCGCUGUACCCAGGCAGCGAUGGUACCCUGUCCCCCUGUCAGGACCAAAUGCCGCCAGAGGCCGGCAGUGACAGCAGCGGAGAGGAGCAUGUGCUGGCACCCCCGGGACUACAACCCCCUCACUGCCCCGGCCAGUGUUUGAUCUGGGCUUGUAAAACUUGCAAGAGAAAGUCAGCCCCCACGGACAGACGGAAAGCAGCCACCCUGCGGGAGAGGAGGAGACUGAAGAAGAUCAACGAAGCCUUCGAGGCUCUGAAAAGGAGGACUGUGGCGAACCCCAAUCAGAGGCUACCCAAGGUGGAAAUCCUGAGGAGCGCCAUCAGCUACAUCGAGAGGCUGCAGGACCUCUUGCACAGGCUGGAUCAGCAGGAGAAAAUGCAGGAGAUCGGGGGGGACCCCUUCAGCUUCAGCCCCAAGCAGGGAAAUAUCCCCAGUUCAGACUUCCUGAGCACCUGCAGCUCCGAUUGGCAAAGCGUUUCUGACCAUUCCCGAGCCCUAGGAGUCAGCCCCAAGGAAGGAGGCUCCAUCGUCGAGUCGUCGGCCUCCAGCAGCCUUCGCUGUCUCUCUUCCAUUGUGGACAGUAUUUCUUCCGACGAGCCCAAACUACCCAGCGUGGAGGAAGUGGUGGAGAAAUAAAUCCGGUUGCUCUGGUCACAGCCACGUUUCUGGAAGGUCUCGCCCUUCGCGGCCGGCACUAGCACGGGUACGUCCGUCUGAAGGGGAAGCUCCUGAGAGAGGCGGCCCUGAGAGCUGGCUCUCCCAUCGCUGUGCCCUCCUUCCUCCCUUUUUGUGCCACCGCGGCCAAACUGUUUUUUAAAAAGGUUAAGUACUCGCUCUAAUUGCUCUCUGCUGAGAUACUCUGUUGUAAAGAGUAAUUGCGGCGGCACAGUGCGGUGGCAACGUGGUGAUAGGACAGUUUCCCCCAUUUUUCUCGUUUCAAAUAAACCCCUUUGCCUUGGGGAACUCUCGGGCGCUUCAGAAAGCGGCGCUUCGGGGAACGCGGAUUCUUGCGUGUAAUUGCAUUUUAGCGAAAAAGCGAAGAUGCUAUAGUUUGCUUCUGUAGCGAAGGGACUUGCUCAGCAGCAGAGUGUGUCAGAUCGGGUUAGCAGUCGUCUCUUUCCUUAAUAACUUGUUCCCAUCCCCGCCGGGUCAGGGAGAAGGGCUACAGGCAGCUCACUCACUAUGCCUGAUGCAGCACCGGCUGAACGAAGCCCCGCAGGACCCGCUUCCCGCAGCAGGGCAGGAGCGGUUGUUGGGCACCCCGAAACCACCGUGUCACGCCAGCACCCCGCCAGCCUGCUGUCAGGUUUGCCCUCAGCCCCGCAUUAACCUCAACGAACUCGCGCGUCCACCUGGUAGGACCCCUACGGCAGGGUCUCCUCCAGCAGCGGGGUAACUUGAGCGAUUGUUUGGAAUAAGUUUGCCUAAAGGCAGGGUUUUUUUUCAUUAAAUAAAGAAAA
Molecule: messenger RNA, 1750 nt
Organism: Grus americana (Whooping crane)
Lineage: Eukaryota; Metazoa; Chordata; Aves; Gruiformes; Gruidae
Gene: MYF6
Product: myogenic factor 6
Exons: 4
Coding region: 198-926 (242 amino acids)
Biological process (GO): muscle organ development; positive regulation of myoblast differentiation; regulation of transcription by RNA polymerase II
Molecular function (GO): DNA-binding transcription factor activity, RNA polymerase II-specific; protein dimerization activity; RNA polymerase II cis-regulatory region sequence-specific DNA binding
Source: RefSeq, a predicted model, not a curated record